Messenger RNA from Drosophila innubila, 1452 nucleotides. Its product is annotated as leucine-rich repeat extensin-like protein 3. The record is from RefSeq and is a predicted model, not a curated record. The transcript has a single exon. The coding region runs from base 46 to 1389 and encodes 447 amino acids. NCBI's taxonomy places the organism in Eukaryota, Metazoa, Arthropoda, Insecta, Diptera, Drosophilidae.
UGAGAAUUCGCGUCGCGAGGUUAAAGUUACAAACGCCAUUGGAAAAUGUUAAACUCCUGGAGCUGCCUGGCGGCAUUGAUCUAUUGCUGGACAAUUUGGUUGAGUGGAUCCUCGGAGGCACUGCAGCAUGAUGAUGGAAGCAUGGGAGUGGGCAACAGCAUUGCAGCACCUGGUCAACCGUUGUAUUACCUAAUGGCCGAUGUGGGCCCUACGGUGGGUCCCAAUGAUGAACUGAAGCGCACGAAUCGAUCGCUGAUGAAGUGGUGGGAUGAUUUGUUUGGUCAAAAUAAUUGCUGCAACAACAACAACAAUUUGCCGAAUAACAACAUCAAUUGGCUGAACAACAAUAACAAUCUUUUACCCAACAAUUGCAAUGGAUUGCAAUUGCAGAAUCUGGAUCCGUUCAAGCAAAUGAAAUUGUUCAAGAAGCUGCCCGAUUUGUUUGGCAACAACUGUGGAGGACAAUGUGGUCAGUGUGGAGCUGGAGGUCUGCAGCCAGUCAACAACUAUGUGGCACCGGUGAGUCCUGGUUAUGGCGGCGAUGGGUAUGCACCAGCACAGCCAACUCCAGCGGUUCCUCCAGUGGCUCCAGUUGACUACAAUCCUGCGCCAGCGCCACCUAGCGGUGGCUAUGAGACACCAAAUCCUGCCUACGAUGGUCCUGGCGACGGAGAUGCCGGUUAUGUGGCACCACCAGCACCACCUCCAGCUCCUGCCGCAGACAGCUACGAAGCACCGCCGACUUCGGACUAUGCGGCACCACCUGCUUCCAGCUAUGAAGCACCAGAUCCUGCACCACCCACAUAUGAACCCGCUGCUCCUGCGCCCGCUCCUGAGAGUUAUAGCAAAGUGGAUGAGUAUGCCAAACCGGAAAAGAGCUAUGGUGGUGCACAGCCACCACAAAUUGUCUAUCAGCCGAUCAUCUAUCUAACUGCAUCGCCAGGCGCCAAGGCUGAAACGGAGAUCAGACCGAAGCCGCAGGUGCAAAGCUAUGAAGGUCAAACGGAGCCACCACAACCGCUGCCAGUUUAUCAGCCACCACCCAACACACCAGCGCCAACACCUGUCUAUGCCCCGCCUCCAGCAGCAGCUCCUGCCCCACACUGCAAUUCGCCCGCCUGUGGAGGAUAUUUGCCACUUGUGGGCGUGCCCUUCUAUAGCUACCCUGCCCCGCCUGCACCACCACCAGCGCCAGUUUAUGCAGCACCACCACCAGCGCCAGUCUACGCUCCAACACCUGUAGCACCACCAGCUCCACCAGCCUAUGCUUCAUCUGCUUGCCAGACGCCCAUACGAUUGUCCUUGUACGAUCAGCCCUAUCGUGUGGCUCCCGAACUCUUCCGGGAAUACAACUAUCGCCUGUCCUUGGCCGACAACAAUAGAUUAUAGCCUAUCGAUUGUCAAUUCACAUUCAAUUUCUAGCUGUAAAUAAAAUGUAUCUAACGCUCUUUG